UUGUCGUACUCUGCCUCUUAUGUUUGCCGAUUUCCGACCCAAAAACUGCUUUCAUCACCCAAAUAACUGCCUUCAUUUAUGGUUAUCGUUUAAAUGGUUAAUUAUUGGUGCUUCUUGGCAACAGUUAUGGGCCAAAAACCGGUAAAUACGCGGCUCUGAGUACGAGAAUCUGGCAACGGUGGGGUCAAGCUGUACACAAACCGCCCGGACUCAAACGCGUAUGGUACAGGUGGCCGCGUACUUCCCUGCCUCCAGAGCGCUGUUUCCCGCUAAAUGGCGCCGCAGAGCCUCCAAGAUGUGGACUAAUUGUUAAAUAGUGUACUAAAAACAGCCAUUAAUACUCGUGGACAAGUGCCCCUGACCUGUUGGAACCUGUCCCCUUGUUUCCUUGCCCGCCAUUCAAGAUGUCCUUUGGCAGCAUGGGGCCGUUGUCCGGGGCGGGGCUGAGCCUGCCGGUGGAGGUGCUGGAGAUGGUGUUGGCGCAGCUCCCCCACGCCUUCCUCAUCACCACCUGCACCACCGUCUGCAAGCACUGGCAGGAUGUGAUCAGGAACCCCGCGUUUUUACCGUGGAAGAAGCUGUACCACUGCUAUAAGGUUGCUCCCACGACCCCAUGCUCCACCCUGCUCCUCCCCCCCUCCAAUGGUGAUGGUGAUGGUGAUGGUGGUGAUGGGGAUGGUGGUGAUGGGGAUGGUGGUGAGUUGACGGCACUGCAGGUGGUGAAACGUCUCUGCCAGCGCCACGAUAUCACCGCCAUCUCCACCUGUCUUGUCAGCAUUAUAAGGGCCAUCGGACAUCUCCACAAGGCACCUCAGGGCAGCACCGAGGGCUUGCUGGAGUGCCACCCUCUCUACACGCUGGCACAGGAGACCCUUGGCACUCUCACCCAGUCCACCGCCUCCCCGCCCCUCCUCCCCCACCCCCCCCUCUCCAUAUGGCACCUCGCAGCUACUAUUGUCAUGUUGUCGCCUGACGUGUGGCACAUCUGCUCCCUGAUCUCCCUGAUGCUGCGGCCCGGCUCGCUCUUCUCUCCAUGUGAGGUGGUGGAGGCGCUCUACUCCCUGGCCCUGUUCUUCCUCCACGCCACCUACACGGACUCCAUCAACCUCCCAACGCGAUACCACUACCAGCUCUUCUAUGCUCUCUACCUGUACGAGAACGAGCGGUCGGUGGCGCCCCUAGAGCAGCCACCAGUGAGAGUGGAGAGGCCAAGGCUGGUGGGGGCAGGCAGUGCUAGGGGGGGCCAGGGGUCAGCGUCGGGUCAGCUGUCCAUGGAGCAGUUUGUCCAGCGCACCUCUGCCCUGCAGCACACACAUGAACAGCUGCGUAUCAUUAGCCACCCCUUGGAGCCGGAGCAUACAGUGAAGAUCGUGGCCUUCGCAGGGACGGGCAAGACCACCACCUUACUCCAGCUGUGCAAGCGACGGCCAGACCAGCGGUUCUUCCUGGUGGUCUACAACAAGUCCGUCCAGGAACACUGCGCUCGCAUCUUCCCGCGCAACACCACCGUCAAGACAGCACACGCCCUGGCCUUUGCUGCCAUCGGAAGGAGGUACACAGCUGUUGGGAGGUUCACAAACAACCUAACAGCUGGCACCAUUGCAAGCUUCCUGGAGACCAAAAAGGAUGCAGGUAACAGGUUCACACGCGCUGCACUCGUCAACAACACAUUACAGAGGUUCCUGAAUUCAGCUGAUGCGCACGUCAGUCUGCAGCAUGUCCCAGAGACGAGUAAGGACGGGAACCCACUGGAGGACAACUAUAGGCUAAAAAUUUUGUUGACCGACGCCGAGGCUGUGUGGGCCGAGAUGACGCGCUGUUCCCCGUCACAGACCCUCUCCAUGACACAGGAGGGACAACUCAAACUGUGGCAGCUGAGUCGCCCAAAGAUUCCAGCCUGUGAUGUUUUGAUGGUGGACGAAGGGCAGGACAUGAACCCCCCCAUGCUGGCAGUGUUCCUCGACCAGCCGUGUGCCAAGGUCAUCGUGGGCGACCCGUACCAGCAGAUCUACUCCUUCCGCGGCGCCAUCAACGCUCUCGAGUCCGUGCCCUCCACCCACACCUUCUUCCUCACCCAGUCGUUCCGCUUCGGGCCGGAGAUUUCCUACAUCGCCAGCUGCAUCCUCGAGUCCCUGGCCCUGGCUCGCCGCCGCACACUGGUCGGGGGGAACAAAAGAGACGCGAUCAUGACCACACCCAUGCACACUAAGCCCUCGAAGUCCCAGGGAAGACUCCGAAAAGCGUAUUUAGGCCGCUCGAACUUGGAGGUCUACGUGGCGGCUCUGGAUGUGUGCCAACGUGAGGAGAACGCACACCUCCGAUUGGCAUUCGCAGGCGGUAUUAACAACUAUGGGCUGGAUGUGGUACUAGACGUCUAUCACCUGUCCAUUGGCAAGAAACACAAGAUCAAGAAGCCCUUCAUAGCCAAGUCGUCAUCGGUGAAAGCUCUACUUAACUACGCUGACAAACUGGAUGACAAAGAGCUGUUCAACAAGGUCAUGAUGUACUCCUAUAGCCUGGGGGAGACGCCACGCCACAUCCGGAUACUCAAGGAGAGGUGCUCGGCGAAACAAGACGUGGCGGACAUCACGUUCUCGACCAUACACAAGGCUAAGGGGCUCGAGUGGGACCAUGUGGUGUUGCUGGAUGGGUCAAACUUUGCAACAAUCCUCGAGGGGUUUGGCGAGUCACUCCCACGACACACGAUCCCGAGAGAUGAGUUGAACCUUCUGUACGUCUCGGUGACUCGUGCCAAGAAACUCCUGACUGUCAACGCCCCGAUUCUCCAGGUCCUGCGGCUCUCCCGGGAACGCCUGGAGGUGCUGGUGGCCGGGGCGGAGGUGGGGAGCAGCAAGUGUGUUCAGUGUGAGGAUGAGAUCGACGGGGGAGAGAUGACGCUCGUGACGAAGGUGAGCGAUCUCCUGCUGAGUGAGUUGAGGUACCUGUCCGGGGGUCACCUGUGCCAGCGCUGCUCCUGCGACCCACACUACUCCCCCUUCUACCAAGACCCGGACUCAGUGGUCUUCCGCUUGAUGCCCCGCACCGAGUACUCACGCAUGGCCCGGGCAGUGCUGAUCACCGGCCAGCCCUCACAGGACUAGGCUCCCACACACCACAACAACCCUGGCUGCCUCAACACAGCCCCCACUCCCCCACGGCAACAACUUGCUCCUCACCAGUCUGACCACUGCACUGCCCGACUUUUUUUUUUUUUUUUUUUUUUUUUUUUUU
Eriocheir sinensis (Chinese mitten crab) is the source of this 3231-nucleotide messenger RNA. Its product is annotated as F-box DNA helicase 1-like. Gene Ontology annotation, molecular function: 3'-5' DNA helicase activity; ATP binding; protein binding. Bases 405 to 3101 code for a protein of 898 amino acids. Gene Ontology annotation, cellular component: nucleus. The transcript is spliced from 14 exons. The record is from RefSeq and is a predicted model, not a curated record. Gene Ontology annotation, biological process: replication fork processing; double-strand break repair via homologous recombination. Lineage: Eukaryota; Metazoa; Arthropoda; Malacostraca; Decapoda; Varunidae.